AUGAGCGUACUUUUCGAGACGACUUUAGGAGACGUGGUAAUUGAUGUCGAUUGUAAGGCUUAUUCGGUGGAAGCCUUCAAUUUCAUCAAGCAGUGCAAGAGCGGUUUCUUCAAGUAUCAAUGUUUCUACAACCUAAAUAAAGACUACUCAAUAGAAUGCGGAGACGCUUUGGUUGGGAAUGAAUUGCGAAACACUCUGAGAAUACACAAUGCCUCAAUUCAUGGUCUUCUUAGCGUAGAAAAACCGAUGUCUGGCGAAGUAGUCAAAUCGUCGCAAGAGUAUCAAAAAUUUAGACAGGCGAAGCUGGGGGACGUCGCAUACCUCACGUCGCUCUUGGAGGACAAUGUGCCCGUUGUGGGCUCAAAAUUCAUGAUUUCACUGGCAGAUCACCUUAGUUCGUACGACGACAUUGUUGUGUUCGGUAGCGCGAGCACUGAAAGUUUGGCCGUACUGAGAGCCUGGAACGCACAGACGGUCGAUGACGCCAAGAGACCAAAAGUUGAUAUACGCAUCAAAGAAGUGCAUGUAUUGCACGAUCCAUAUCCAGAUCCCAACGGGUUUCAAAAAUUCGAUGUGAGUCUGCCCCGAGGCGACGUAAGACUUCCGCCCAAUAUGUUGUCCCAGGCCGCCAAAGAGCAGUCUGAACAGCAGCGUGCAAGAGAAAUACGUAGCAAGGAGCUAACUCUUGAGAUUCUGGGCGAUAUCCCCCAUGUAGGAAUCAAGCCCUCCGAGAGAGUGCUAUUCGUCUGCAAGCUUAACAGAAUGACACGAGCCAAAGAUCUAGCGGUGAUAUUUCAUCGUUUUGGAUUAAUCGACACCAUUGAAAUCGUGCACGACAAAGAGACAGGAUCGUCGUUGGGUUACGGAUUUAUAGAGUUUGCGAACAAGAAGUCGUGCGAAACGGCUUAUGCCAAGAUGGAUGGCGUGUUGAUCGACGAUCGCAGGAUUCACGUCGAUUUCUGCCAAAGUGCUAAGAAGCUCAAUUAUUCAUGA
Molecule: messenger RNA, 993 nt
Organism: Lachancea meyersii CBS 8951
Lineage: Eukaryota; Fungi; Ascomycota; Saccharomycetes; Saccharomycetales; Saccharomycetaceae
Source: the annotation of a GenBank genome assembly